UAAAUGACAUUAAAUUGACACUUUCAUAACACUUCAAACAGUUUAUUUUAUAUUUAGUUUAUUGCAAAACAAUUUUAAUCUAAAUUUCAGAUAAAAAUGUUAGGUAGGGUUAGCAAACAGUUUCAUAACAAGUUCAAAAAUUUAGUAAAAUAUGUUUUGAAACCGAUCCGACAAUAUGCUGCUGAAGCCACGGUACCAAUUUCACCCCCAGAAGUCCAUUGUUUCGACGCAAGCAAAAUUCCAACCGAAGUAAAAAUCACAAAGGCAGAAGCUCUAGAAUUAUACGAGAACAUGGUCCUCAUACGGCGCAUGGAGACUGAGAUAGCAAGUCUGUAUAAAGAGAAGAAGGUGUAUGGGUUCUGCCAUCUGUAUGUGGGCACGGAGGCAGUGGGCACAGGCAUAGUCGCGAACAUGAAGCCGGUUGAUAAUCUUAUUACUUCUUACAGAUGUCAUGCUUUCGCCAUGAUGUUCCAAAACAGGCAGAAGAAGAACGGACCGUAUACCGUGAUAUCAGAACUUGCGGGCAAAGCCGACGGGAUAUCUGCCGGCAAGGGAGGUUCCAUGCAUAUCUACGUGCCGCCGUAUUUUUAUGGCGGCCAGGGAAUAGUGGGCGGUCAGGUACCACUCGGCAUCGGACUGGGUUUUGGCCAUAUGUACUCCGAUGACGGGGGCGUAGCCUUCGCCCUGUACGGCGACGGGGCCUCCAAUCAAGGACAGGUAUACGAGUCGUUUAAUCUGGCGGCGCUACUCAAGCUACCAGUUGUCUUCGUAUGCGAGAACAACUUGUACGGCAUGGGCACCGCGGCCAAGAGGUCUUCAUCCUGUCUGGAGUACUACAAGGCUGGCAGGGUCAUCCCCGGGAUCAAGGCCGAUGGCAUGGACGUGAUCACUACCAGGGAGAUAGCCAAGGUAGCGAGCGACUAUAGCCGCGCUGGUAACGGGCCAAUACUCCUCCAAUUCGAAUGCUACCGCUACUACGGACACUCCAUGUCGGAUCCGGGCAUGAGUUACAGGUCGCGCGAGGAGGUGCAACAGGUCCGGCAGUCUAGGGACCCCUUAAACCAUCUCAAGGACACGCUCACGGACACACAACUCGCGACUGAUGAAGAGAUUGAGGAAAUUAACAAAAAAGCCAAGAAACUAUGUGCAGAAGCAAAGAAAGCUGCCGAGGCGGCCCCAGUUCCAGACGUUAAAGAGCUAUACACAGAUCUCUACGUGAAAUAUCUCGAGGAACCCAGAAGAAGGACAUGUGUUGGGUGACUUAAACAUACAAUAUCGGCCCGAUUCCAACUUAAAGAUACGUCAGUUAAGAUCUAGAAAAGAUACGGAUUGGAUAUGUCAGUGUCAAACAAGUGUCAAAAUUGACGUUUCUACAAACAAAUACGUCACUUUUGACACUGACAUAUCUAAUCCAUAUCGUUUCAAUAUCUAGUAUUUGACGUAUCUCAUUGUUUGAAUACGAGGGUAUGUAUCAGAACGAAAGGCAAAUACAGAGCGGCUACCGCGAAAAAUGAAAUUCCGCAAAUUGCGGGGAUCUUUCUCUUUUACUCUAAUGAAGGCGUAAUUAGAGUGACAGAGAAAAAUCACCGCAAUUUGCGAACUUCGAUUUUCGCGGUUAUAGCCCUGAGCAACUUUUACUAUGGGACCAACCCCGAAACCGCGGAAAAAAAUUGGUUGUUUCAUACAUUUUGCUGGUCUGAUGUUGAAAUCUCCGAUGGGAGAGUCAAUUUUUUUUCCGCGUUUUCGGGGUAGGUCCCAUAGUAAAAUUUGCUCUGUAUGAUCUAAACAUUAAUGGGUCUCUUUCUUUGCCUUUCGUUCUGAUACAUACUGUAUAUGAUGCCCGAUUAAAAUUUUCGGAGAUGUAGUCCUGACUCCUAUCAAUAUUUAUAUGAAAACUUUUAAAAAUUGGUCGUUGGCAAUGUACCAUCACGCUCCGCAAUUGUUGCGCCAUUUAGGGUCCGUAGCUAAAUUAUUGGUUGUUUGAUACUUGCGCUAUGGAUGUCCAAUUUAGCUAGAACCCUAAAUGGCUUAACUUUCCCGUGUGGUGACUGUACCUAACUCUCAAAAUUUACUGUAACAUGAAUUGUAUUUUUCAUAUUUAUGCUUUCAAAGUGGAUUUUUUUUGACGUAUAUUUUAUAUGGUGUGAGUUUAUAUGGCUGUAUUUGGAUAUGUCUUUUGUUUUUGUUUUGUAAAUAAAUUAUUUAAUGUUAA
Molecule: messenger RNA, 2212 nt
Organism: Cydia fagiglandana
Lineage: Eukaryota; Metazoa; Arthropoda; Insecta; Lepidoptera; Tortricidae
Exons: 8
Coding region: 97-1260 (387 amino acids)
Biological process (GO): pyruvate decarboxylation to acetyl-CoA
Molecular function (GO): pyruvate dehydrogenase (acetyl-transferring) activity
Source: RefSeq, a predicted model, not a curated record